UACACCGUCCUUUCUUCUCAACUCGUAUUUUCUAGUUCUAAACCCUCAAAAAUCCUCAGAUAAAAAUAAACUUCUUUAUUUCUCUCUCUCUCUCUCUCUCUCUCUCUCUAAAACUGCCCGUAAAGAGAAACUGUUGUAUUCCACUUCGGGCGUGUUUCCCCAAGCUGCUUCUAACCCUCCUCGGAAAACCACUUUUCCACUUUUAUCAUUAUUUUUAUUUUCAAACUUGGAAGAACUAUUUUACUUUUCUCGGUUUCCAAACAGAGGGUUCCAGACUUAAUGGUUCUGCUAAUUCUCAAAUGUACUGCGAAAUCCCAAUGGAUUACCAAGCUGCGAUAACGGGUUAUUGGGUUUCAUAGCUGCAAAAUGCUUUCUUUAAGGGAUUUUUGGAGGAGACAUAGGAGGAAGGUCUUUGUUACUGCUGGCGUUUUAGGAAGUGGUUAUCUUUUGUAUAAGCUAUAUAAUGCUCACAGGCAAAGGUUGGCUGACUUGGAGAGAGCACUAGAGAGUGAGAGGCACAAUGAAGAACUCAUCAAGGCUCAAAUGCAAGCCCAUUUUGACAAUAUUCAGAGAAUAGCUGAUACAACUACAUUGCCUCAUGCAAUGGGCUAUUUAGAUAGUCGGAUCAAUGAAGAGUUAGACCUUUCUCCCCUAAUGGAGAGGCUAGUGAAAGGGAAGGAUCAGCCAAAUUCUUUGACGUCUUCGGAAAAACAUGAGUUAUGGGAGAGACUCAAAAUUCUAAGUUUCACAAGGAUGGUUUUGUCAAUAUGGACAAUGGCAAUCCUUAAUUUAUAUAUAAGAAUUCAAGUCAACAUAUUAGGGAGACAUUUAUAUAUCAACACUGCACGUGAUCUUGGAAGCUCUCAAUCACUUGAGGAUCCUGAAAUCAUAGAUAAGGAUGACCAGCAGAAGUUUUUGGCAAGUAGUGAUUUUCUCCCUGCAUAUGGCUUGCCUUCCUUGAUAUCAAAUAUGCAGGCAGCAACCACAGAAGUUCUCAAAGGAAAGCAGUUGAAAGAUUCCUUUAACACUAUAGUUCUACAUGAAACUAUCACACAAAUACUUGAUGCCUUUAUGAGUGCAAAGAGUCCUCAUCAUUGGUUGGACUACUUGAUGCCUGAAGAUGCUCGUUUGCCCAAACCAGCCACAGUCUCUAACAGUGAUGAAAUUCUCUCAGAUACUACUGAAUUUGACGAACUCAUGGCGGAGACAAGAGCAGUUUUAACAAGUGCUGAAUUUGGAAGCGUUGCUGAGAUGGCACUGAAAGCCGUGGUGGACGUGGUAGUGAAAGAUAUGGAGAUGCAGUUCGGAGGAGACAAUCUGACUUCAGGGCUACCACUUGCCAGGUUAUUGCCACGGGUUACCCAGAUGGGUCCCAUACUCGUUGAAGAGCCAAGCAAAAACCAAUUCAUUCAAGUUAUUCGACAUGUACCAGAAGUUGAACUCUUCUUCACUCUCCUCUAUUCAAACAUGCCACUCACAUAGACAUGGCAAGUGAGCUUUUUUUAAGUUACAUUUUCAUUUUAAAGAUUUAUUACUUUACAAAAGGAGGCAUCAAUGUAGAGAACGUGAAGAUGCUGUAAGAUUUGGCAUUCUGAAAAAAUUCAACCAAAAAGGACAGUUUUUAGGAUUACAGCAGUGUAGAAGCUUGCCCUUUGUAUUACUUCAUCUUCUCAAUCUUUUUCUUGAUUGUUUUUAUGGCUGUAACUCUCUCUGUAUGAAGUAAUAAUUAUAUAACUCCACAUCUUUGGAAGAUUUUACCCAUUUUGUAAUUGAACAUCACAUAUCUAGAGUUGAAAAAUAUGAUUUGUUUCAGUUUUCCA
Ziziphus jujuba (common jujube) is the source of this 1820-nucleotide messenger RNA. Its product is annotated as peroxisome biogenesis protein 3-2. Gene Ontology annotation, cellular component: peroxisomal membrane. Gene Ontology annotation, molecular function: protein-macromolecule adaptor activity. The record is from RefSeq and is a predicted model, not a curated record. The transcript is spliced from 7 exons. Bases 367 to 1482 code for a protein of 371 amino acids. Gene Ontology annotation, biological process: protein import into peroxisome membrane. Lineage: Eukaryota; Viridiplantae; Streptophyta; Magnoliopsida; Rosales; Rhamnaceae.